AGUUGGAGUAAAAGGUAGUUUUUUAUCAGGUGGUGAAAAACAACGUAUUGCUAUUGCUCGAGUUCUUAUUCGUCGGCCUAAAAUAUUAUUAUUAGAUGAAGCUACAAGUGCUAUGGACCCAUACAAUGAACAAAUAGUACAAGAAACUCUUGAACAAGCUCAAACAGAAGAUCCUAGUCGAACAUCACUUAUUAUUGCACAUCGUCUUUCAACAGUACGUUCAUGUGAUUUAAUACAUGUACUAGAAAUGGGUCGUAUAGUUGAAAGUGGUACUCAUACUGAACUAGUACAAAAAGGUGGAAUUUACUAUACAAUGUUAAAUGCUCAAAACAACGUACAAUAA
This is a messenger RNA of Adineta steineri, 343 nucleotides long. Lineage: Eukaryota; Metazoa; Rotifera; Eurotatoria; Adinetida; Adinetidae. The record is from the annotation of a GenBank genome assembly.